Molecule: messenger RNA, 4137 nt
Organism: Orbilia oligospora ATCC 24927
Lineage: Eukaryota; Fungi; Ascomycota; Orbiliomycetes; Orbiliales; Orbiliaceae
Exons: 5
Coding region: 1-4137 (1378 amino acids)
Biological process (GO): astral microtubule depolymerization; mitotic spindle assembly
Cellular component (GO): mitotic spindle midzone; microtubule organizing center; mitotic spindle
Molecular function (GO): microtubule binding
Source: RefSeq, a predicted model, not a curated record
AUGGGUGAAAACCUCGGCGAGGAUGAAGCGAAUGCGCUUCUUACUCUCAUCCGUUCCAACAGAGACGACGCUCUCAAAGUCGACCAACUUGUUCAAGCAAAACAGAAGAUCAAGCACUAUGGCAUCGAUGCGGAUGCCACCGAACCCACCUUUUCCGCCGUUCGCAUCGGCAUGUCCCAGGCGUCCAAUAUGACUCUAUUCCAACACUCCCUCAGCUGCCUUGGAUACUUAGUUAAACGGUGCCGGGCCAACGAUGCCACCCUCCUGAAACGUUUGUCUAUCGACCUCCUCCCGCUUCUCCUAGACAAAAUGGGUGAUGCGAAAGAGCGUAUUCGGGAAAUGGCACUCUCCCCGGUUGUUGAUAUAUGGACUGUUGCACCCGUCGAGACGGAGAGGGCCAUCCGUGAAAACGGCCUAACUAGCAAGAAUUCUAGACUUAAGGAGUCUAGUUUGGAAUGGUUGGUUAGAGUACAUGCUCUGUACGGCGGGCAGCUCUCAAUCAAGCCAUAUACUAGUCUGCUGGUGAGGUUGCUCGAGGAUGCAAGUGAUGGAGUAAGAGAAAAAGCGAAGCACGUGGUUGUGGAUUUGUUUAAGUCCGCCUCGGGUCCAGCAAAAGCCGAUUUACAGAAGUCGAUUACAGAGCACCAAGUUCGCAAAACCAUUGCGACAUACGUUAUCGAAAACAUUAGCGGCCCGGAUAUGAGAGGUUCUGUUAAAAAUGAGAAGGAUAAGGCUAAGGAUGAGAAACCAGCACGGCCGGCCGCCAAAAGCACCUACCUCAGCUCUCUUGCAGGCGUUGAUAUGGAUGAGAUGAAGCCAGCAUACGCCAACACUGGCCGGGAACUUGAAAACGAGCUAAAUGGUAUGCUAGCGGACCUCUCGGGCAAAGAGUCGGAACAAAACUGGGCUGCACGAGAGCGACACGUUACAAGAAUCCGAGAACUCUUACGGGGGAAUGCUCCUACCGACCAUCCCGCCAUAUUUUCGGCUGGCAUAAAGACACUGUGUGAUGGACUUGUCAACGUAGUUAAAUCACUCCGAACAACCGUCUCAACGAAGGGCUGCCAGUGCGUCAAAGACCUAUUUCUAGUUCUGGGGCAUGGAAUGGACCCGACUAUCGAUAUAAUUUUGCCAACCAUGAUCAAAUUGUGUGGCGGUACGAAGAAAAUCACUGCAGAAGCCGCAAAUGUCACCUGCGCUAUCAUAUUCGCAAAGACUUCCUACCAUCAUAAGAUUCCGAAUUACUUAUAUGGUGCCUGCACAGACAAGAAUAUUCAGCCUAGAUUAUAUGCGACAUCAUGGUUUAGGGCUCUGGUUGAAGCACAUGCCCAUGAAAAGUAUAUACUUGACCAUGGAGACGGUAUCAAAAAACUCGAAGACGGGUUGAAGAAGGUAUUGGUGGAUUCGAACCCGGCCGUCAGAGAAGGUGGACGUGCGGCUUUCUGGACCUACUUCGACCUUUUCCCUGAUCGUGCCACCGUUAUUUUGGAAGCUCAAGAUGCAAACACCCGCAAAUUGCUUGACAAGGAUAACCCGAAUGGCAGCUCCGGCACCAGUGCUGGUCCAAGUUCCAAUGCUGGUCCUUCGUCUCGGCCAGCAGCUGCCCGCGCUGGUGCACCUACUACAACUCGACUUUCAAUCAAGGAGCAAAUCGCUGCGCGCCGGAAAGAGGCCGCCGCCGCCGCACAAGCAAAACAAGCACCAAAGCUUGAGCCUGCUCACUCCCUCUCCGGACCUCUAAGCGCUGGCUCAUCCUCCUCUGCACAAACUGCACCAGAAAAGUCCGGUAUAUCUUCCGCCCCCGUCCGCCCUAGUCGUCCUAUGCGACCUAAAUCGCAGCUCUCAGUUCGCGUUGACGAAGCAAAGAGGCCAGCGUCAUCAAGUAGUAAUGGAGAUUCUGCUAAUGCUAUCGAAAGAACGUUGGAAAGAAUGAACGGCAAUCGAGCAAUGAGCCCUUCCUCGUCAGCCCGGUCUGGUUUCUCACCUUCUACAUCAAGCUAUAAAAAAUCAUCAACCACCUCGCCACCGGGUUCAACAAGAGCAGCCCGAACAACAGUUCGAGCAAGCCCCCUUAGCUCUCGAAAACUAACAAUCUUAGAGCAACUAGCUCAUGCAGACCAUAAAAUACGUUUGGAAGGAAUAGUCGUCCUAGGCUGUGCACUAGCUGGCAGAACACCGCCGAAUUAUGAGAAGAGGCCACCAGUACCCCCUAGCGAUCAGCUCGCCCCGGCUCUUCAAAAACUUUUGAAUGAUCCCCAUACCGAAGUCGUCGAAAGCGUUCUUGCGCCCGAGGUUCUUCCUGAGCUCGUUAAAUUCGUUGGCUACGACCAAAUAGUCCCUCGUGUGCUGCUCCUCAACGAGGUUGACGAAACUGAGCAUCCACGGCCAUACCCAACAAAAAGCCUUGCAUCCCUGAAAGAACUCCUUACACCAGCCGAAUCUGCGGAGCUUUUGUUAAAAGUUAUCACGAGUAUGGGAUCCGGCGGUGCUAUGUCACGGAAAAUGCUCCCUGGCGCCAUGUCUUUUACAUCUGUCCAGCGGAAACGUAUCCUACACGGGGCUCUCGAAUGGAUGAACACACUAGCUGGUGGCGAUAAGGUCAAGCCUAAUGAUUAUAUUGACCAACUAGACACCUACAAGCUUUUUAUUAAUAGGCUGGUCCCAAUGGUCCCAUCUACCAAACAGCCAAACUUUGCUCCUCUAGCGAACAUUCUUAAGAAUAUCCAAAAGAGGAACCCUACAAUCUUCGACCGGAUUCUUGCGACUUUUGACCCUGCUAUACAACGGGAUCUCAAGAAGGCUUGGGGAAUGAAGGAUGAAAGCGAAGGUGCUUCGAAGAUUGAAGAAGAAGUUGCGCGCGUUGAAAAGGUCCUAGGGAUAAUACCCUCUGUCAAUGAAAUGCCGCCUCCACCUCGGCCUAACCGUGGUAUCGAUAUCCCGGAUGUUUCUCAUAAAACCGACUUCAUAACCGAGGACGAGGAAUUAACUAUGAUCAAUCCAAUGAGUGCUCUCGCCAAUCUUAACAUCGUUCCUUCCGCUGCGCCUUCGACUAUACCUACCGCCACAGACACUAGAAAAUCUUCCAGCGGAAGUCUUGAUAUCCCAGAUUUCUUAUCAACAACCAAGAAGACUACUACGAAUGGAACCAGUUCCGCAAGUAACAGGGACAAAGAUUUGAUUCAAGUCUACCAGGACCCCACACCAUCAAAGUCCGGUGUUAACGUGCCAAGGUCCCCGGAACCACUUGCUAACAUUACAAAUAGCGUGCGUCCGAGGCUGAAAAACUUUGGUGCCUCCACAACAGCCGGCAAAACGCCUGAACAACAACUUCAAAGCCUCCAGAACUAUCUGCGUAAAUUGAAGGACGGAGAUAUCGAUUCCCAUGGCCUUCGGAGAUUGUGCGCUAUCGUCAGAGACAACCCAGCCAAGCGCGAGCAACAAGAGAAUAAAGACGCGAUCGAUUUUUGGGCCGGCGGGCAAACCUUCGAGGAAAUGCUCGACUCCCUUCUCGAUUUCUUAGGCGAACCCUUUACUGGGGGCUCCACCAAAACCCCUGAAGCGCUUGCCGAUGUGCGUACCCAAGGAAUUCAACUACUCCGACUUUUGAUGAAUAAAGCCACGCCGUACUUCACAGGACGAGAGCACAGCGUUUUGCCAGUUGCAUUCAAGCUUAGAGGGGAAUACCCAACUCAAAGUCCUGUCAGCACCAAUAUCGAUGACACAGUUGAGGAUUAUGUCAAGAGCGUCGCAGACUCCGGAAUCGCUUUACCAACUAUUACGAGUUUUUUGAUGAUGACGACACCGGAUGCCGGUGCAGGCGCUGGAGGGAUUGGCAAAAAGAAAGUAGGGUCCAACGUCCUCGCCCUGAAGACCUUGGCAGCAUUUGUCAAAGAAAGUGAUGAGGAGGACCUUGAAAGCCAGUGGAAUGCAAUCGGUGCAAUUGCGAAGAGAUACAUGGAAGACGAGGAUCCAGAGGUCAGGAGAGCUGUUGUUGAGGUUUGCGUUGGAGUGAGAAAGGGAUUUGUUAAGAACGGAGAUGUUGAGGAAGGAGAGGCAAGGCUAUGGAAAGAUUGUCUGGAAGGGUUGACUGAGGGUCAAAAGAACCUUUUGACUUACUACUUUGCACGAAAUAAUUGA